Messenger RNA from Suillus clintonianus, 1873 nucleotides. RefSeq names its product MFS general substrate transporter. The record is from RefSeq and is a predicted model, not a curated record. Gene Ontology annotation, biological process: transmembrane transport. Gene Ontology annotation, cellular component: fungal-type vacuole membrane. Lineage: Eukaryota; Fungi; Basidiomycota; Agaricomycetes; Boletales; Suillaceae. Gene Ontology annotation, molecular function: transmembrane transporter activity. The coding region runs from base 295 to 1650 and encodes 451 amino acids. The transcript has 13 exons.
GAAGCUUGCUAUUUUUAUGUAAUGCUUGUGUUUGCAUCUUACCGUCGUCACACCGGGAUGGUGAAUCAUCAACAUCGGUAUCGCUGGCACUUCCCAUGACUUUCGGUGGUCGGGCGCUGUGCCAAUGGCCCUCAAUUUUGCAAAUAGUUCGCGGACGAGAAAUGGAAUCCCGAACAAUAAUGUCCUUAGAUUCGUACUACAUAAUGUUCCAAGAAUGGUUUGAACAUACCAGUACAGUCUUUCCUUUCCCCCCACUCUUUGUUCAAUUUUGACUUCUGUGUCUUAAGAACUACUAUGUUCGAGAAUCCCCCAAGCCUCAAGGCUUUCCCGAGCACCGAAUUUGCGUCUCCAGCCCUGCCUUUUGAGGAGUGGACACCGAGAGCAACUCUUCCAGAUGAUCAGGAAUCACUGGAUGAAAAGGCUUCUCAGGAGCCUGUCACUGUAACACACCUUGCUGGAGCACCAGAUGGGGGAUUAACUGCGUGGCUGGUCGUUGUUGCUGUUAACUUGGUUUUAUUUUCUUCGUUCGGUAUGGCUAAUGCAUGGGGGGUUUUCCAAGCGUAUUACGAGGAAAACUUGCUACGGGACACUUCUCCUUCCUAUAUAGCAUGGAUCGGUUCUGCGCAGUACGCGCUCGUGUACCUUCCAGCGCUUGUGACGGGACGGAUGUUUGACCUAGGAUACUUCAAGAUACCGUGCUUCUCCGCUAGCUGUGUUAUCGUUGCAUGCACCUUCAUAACAGCGGAAUGCACUCAAUAUUGGCAUUUCUUUCUUGUACAAGGGCUCGGUAUGGGACUGUGCUGUGGUAUCAUGGUUGGUCCAGCACUUGUUGUCGUCUCGCAUUGGUUCAACAGGAAACGUGGCCUCGCCAUGUCGCUUGCCGCCAUUGGGGCUUCGAUCGGCAGUACCGUGUUUCCUGCAGCAGCACAGAAAUUGAUUCCAUUGAUCGGAUUUAAAUGGACGAUGCGUGUAUUUGGAUUUAUUCUGCUUACUACACUGGGGUUGGCUAACCUAUUACUUAAACGACGGCUUCCACCCGUCAAUGUUCGUGGGGGACUGUUUAACCUCAACGUAUUCCGCAACACAGCGUACACCAUCUUUUGCUUUGCAGGAAUACUGUCAUUUUUAGGACUUUACACAGAGUUAACAUAUAUCUCUGUGAGCGCCGUAACAAUUGGCGUCUCCAAAGGCUUUGCAUUCUAUAUAAUCGCGAUCGCGAAUGCAGCAUCUACAUUUGGACGUGUGUCAUCUGGACUUCUGGCAGAUAAAAUUGGCGCGCUCAACACCAUGGCAGCUUUUACUGCUAUCGCAGGAAUUAUGACUUUCGCCUGGCCAUUUGCUAAAAAUGAAUCCCAGCUUAUCGGAAUAGCCGCCGUGUAUGGAUUCUCCACAGGAGGAUUUGUAGCUCUCUUCUCUGUUGCUGUCGUAGCAAUGGGAAAUAUAGAAGAUGCGGGGCGCCGAGUGGGGAUGUUCAUGUCCAUCGCUGCCCUUGGAGCCAUUGCAGGUCCUCCGAUAUCAGGUGCCAUCAGUACUGCGUCAGGAGGGUUCGUUGACGCGGGUUACUAUGCAGGUGGCGUAAUUAUGUGUGCUGCUGGAUUGCUACUUCUGGCGCGAUGCAUCCAUCUCGGACACCUAUGGGGCAAGUGUUGAAUUACCACAUUCAAUGGAACGAAUCGUUGCCUCGCUGUUUUUCUAGAACGACACUCCCGUUGCAGAAAGAAAGUUUCGAUGUGAUUUAUGCAGCGUUGUGUCACACUUGGAGUAAUAGAAUCCGUUUGAGGCUGGGAGUAGAGCUAUUCAGUUUAUCCUGCGUGUAACUACAUAGUAUCUGGCAGCACAGCCCCCUUGUGAGUCACAGUUGCAAAGACAUUAC